GUUCUCUGGAGCACAUUUUAACAACAGUUUUGUCAACGCAGCAUAUUUUUAAUAAUAAUGCAGAAGUUCGGCGGGAACAACAACAGGCCUGACUUAAUUUUCCGUAAAAGGGCAGACUUGUUUUUCGGGGAAAUGAGGCAGGGGGCCACGGGCAAUGCUGUAGUGUCAGGAGAAAAGUCAGACAGGUCAGGUGGAUUGACGUAAGAAGGUAUAGACGCAUCUAGAGGUGCCAGGGUAUAUAUUGAGGAGAUUCCUUUGGAGGGGGCGCUCUUGCUCCUGCUUGCUUGCGUUUUUGUGGGGGAACUUUUUGGGUGGCAUGGGGAUGCACUGUUUGGGUUUUUUCUUUGAUACUUUCGACUUAGAAGUUUUUCCUCCUUGAGCUCAAUGGAAGCAGUGGCUGAUCAGCACCAAUAAAGAGUUUUGCUCAUUCUCAUCCAGAACCGGAAGCAGUGACCCAUAUUGCAUUGUGAGAAUUGACAACGAAGCCAUAAUAAGGACAGCAACAAUAUGGAAGACACUGUCCCCUUUCUGGGGAGAGGAAUACAAUGUCCAUGUCCCACCUUCUUUUCACACCGUGUCUCUGUAUGUGAUGGAUGAGGACAAUCUCAGCCGUGAUGAUGUUAUCGGAAAAGUUUCGAUCAGCAUAGAAGCGCUCUGUAGCAAGCCACAAGGUCUGGAUGGAUGGAUGAACCUGACUGAAAUAGAUCCAGAUGAAGAGGUUCAGGGAGAGAUUCACCUGCAGAUCUCACUGCUGGGGGACGACGACGUGCCACGCAAACUGCGCUGUCGGGUUCUGGAGGCAAGAGAUCUUGCCAAAAAAGACCGCAACGGAGCAUCGGAUCCAUUUGUCCGAGUCAGAUAUAAUGGCAAAAGCCACGAAAGCGCAGUGGUGAAGAAGUCUUGCUAUCCACGCUGGAACGAGAGUUUCGAGUUUGAGCUGGACGACACACCGGCUGACAGCCUGCUCAGCGUGGAGGUGUGGGACUGGGACCUGGUGAGCAGAAACGACUUCCUCGGAAAGGUCCUGUUCAACAUUAACAGGCUUCAGUCAGCGCAGCAAGAAGAGGGCUGGUUUCGCCUGGGGCCCGACAAACCCAAACACAGCCAGUACGAAGGUACUCUGGGCUCCUUGCGGCUGCAGCUGCGGCUCAGAGACGAGACGGUCCUGCCGUCCAGCCAUUACCAGCAGCUCACUGAAUUACUGUGCCGCUCUGUCGAGACUCACCUCAACGGCAACUGGCCCGACCUGAUCAUGCUAAUCGACGAGACGACAACUUCUGAGAACCGCCAAGAAGUAGCCACUAACCUGGUGAAGCUCUUCUUAGGUCAAGGACUCAUCAAGGAGUUCCUGGAUGUGCUUUUCAAACUGGAGCUGGAAAAGAAUACUGAACCCAAUACCUUAUUCAGGAGCAACUCUUUAGCUUCCAAGUCCAUGGAGUCGUUUCUCAAGGUGGCUGGAAUGCAGUAUCUCCACAGGCUUCUAGGGCCCAUCAUUAAUCGCAUUUUUGAGGAGAAGAAAUAUGUGGAACUGGAUCCUAACAAGGUGGAGCUGAAAGAAGCUGGAUGCACAGGACUGCAUCGUCUGCAGACAGAAGCCGAUAUAAUACAGCAAAGCUCCAGCCUGCUUCAGUCGUACCUGUCAGAGCUGAUGGCCGCCAUCCAGCAGUCUUCCUUCUAUUGCCCCAUGCUCCUCUGCCAGGCCUUCCAGCAACUUUACCAGAGAGUACAAGCUCGUUUCCCAGAUCCGGAGUACAGGAAAGUAAAGUUCAUUGCAGUGACCAGCUUCCUGUGUCUGCGCUUCAUUUCUCCUGCCAUCAUGUCGCCUAAGCUCUUCCACCUGAGAGAGAAACACGCCGAUGCCCGCACCAGCCGUACUCUUCUCCUCCUGGCGAAAGCUCUUCAGACCAUUGGUAAUUUGGACACACUGGUGUGUUGCUCUAAGGAGCCCUGGAUGGUGCCACUGCAGCCUUCCAUCCAGCAAGGCAUCGCUCAACUCAAAGAUUUCAUCACCCGCCUGGUCAGCUGUCACGACUCAGAAGAUCUCGGUUUGCACGCUCGUAUGAGUCUCCAGUGUGGCUCCAUGGAAAAAGAAGGCUUCCUCUUCCUUCAUAAGACCAAAGACAAGUGCAUCCUCAUGACCUCGCCCUUUAAGAAAUAUUACGUUACACUCAGCAAAGACACGCUGUCUUACUCACGGACUCAGCAUUCCAAGAAAAGCUCGUUCAUCUCCCUGCCCAAGAUCCGUGCAGUAGAGAAGGUGGAAGAGAAGUGCUUUGGCAGUGCCAACGUCAUGCAGAUCAUUUCCAGUGAAGAUUCUGGGCAGCAGGAGACAAUCUACCUGGACUGCAAGAGCGUAAAUGAACUGAAUCAGUGGCUCUCGGCUUUAAGGAAAGCAUGCAGUCACAACACCAACACCAUGAGCUGCUACCAUCCAGGCAUUUACAAAGCUGACAGAUGGAGCUGCUGCCACCAAAAGGAAAAAACAGACCCAGGCUGUGAUAAGACCAGACAUGGUGUCACCCUGCAGGAAUGGUAUGAUCCACUGGAUCCAGACCUGGAAGCUCAGCUGAUUUACCGCCACCUGAGCAGCGUCCAACACGCCAUGAGGGAUAAAUAUUAUGAACUGAUUAAACAAGAAGAAGUUGAUGACACAGACACUGACCAAGAUCCGAAGAAGGUAGACGGUAUAGCGAGACUAUUCAAGAUUCUCCAAGAUCUGCACGAAGCUCAUGCGGCUAUAGAAGAGGAAGAACGUUUGAAAAACAAGAACGUUUUCCUGGAGCUACAGACAUAAACGGAGGCUUCCCGUCCGUCCCCCCAAAAAAAGACAGAACGCUGGAUCACACAUUGACAUCAUUUACAGGGUUUAUGUGAACCUGCUAAACUGAAAUGCACAGCAAGUCCAAAUUUUGGGAAGGUUUGAGAGCAGGUUUGCUUUCCAUGAUUCUUAUUUGAGGCGAAUACGUUUUCAUAAUCAAUGGUUCUGCCUUUGAAAAGCUCAUGUGCAUCAAGGGUAGGUUUAAUAGCGUUUAGUGCAUACUUUACAUGAGUGUAUAAGUGGUAUGGAGUAAUAAGAUCGUCCAGUUUUGACUGGAUAUUCUUGCUUAUAGGCACUUUUUUCAAGCUUGUAUUUUACCAUUUUGUUUUUUAAUCAUACACGUGUUACGUCUUUCCUUUGUAAAUGAGCAAACAGUCCACAGGUUUACAGCAUACGUAUACGUGCUUAUUUUAAAAUAUUAUACAAGCUAGACUUCCUGUGUACCGUUUUUAGUUUUUUAUUUAUUCAUGUCCUCUCCCUGGUCUCAUAAUGAUCCCCAGAUAUUCAUGCUGCAUCCGAGGUCUGCCACGGCAUCUACUCGACCAAUUAGCCACAUGUUAUUGAUGGCUUCUUGAUCCACUCCGGUCUCUGUUCAAAUGUGUAGGUGCAAGACUGAUCAGUACUUCAGUCCUUGAAGGAGGAAAGGUAAUGAAGAUUACGAUGAAGGAGUAAUCAUGGGAAGCUGUACAUCACAACAUGAGACAUAAGGAGUCUCUUCUUAUUUCAUAUGAAGCUUCAUGAUGGCUGAUAGAUAUAAAAUUUUUGCAAGCUCUAUGAUUGUUGCAUGGAAUUCUGAACAUUAAAAUAAGGUUGUUAAUAUAUUCUCUGGCAAACACAACGAUCAAUAGUUAAAAAUCACUAGACAAAUGUGUACAGUUAAGUGCAAACGUUUGCAUCCCCGAGGUUUCUGGGUGAGAAAAUAUUUAUCUCUGUAUUAAAGUUUAUCUACAAAAAUAGAAUUCUGAUAUAAAAAAAAAUUGUAUAAUAUUCAACAACAAAUCCAAAACUUCCCAUCUAUAUGAUUACUACAGUUAAAAAUUACAAUCGUGCAUGGUAUUGUAAUGCAUGUCAGAUAUUAUAUUAUUAAGAGUGAAUAGUGAAAGGAUCUACAAUUUCUCUGGUUCCUUUGAACUCCUGCCAAUAAACAGCUCAUAUUAUCUCCUCUUUAUUGACAGUAUUGCUAGUGAUGAUACAUCUGGGAUCCUCCAUCUGCACUCAGUAUUGAUACAUCUAUCAAUUAUUCAAAUCUCAAAGUAUAUAGUUUCUAUUGUUGCCACGCUUCAUCCUGUCAUUUGUCAGUUUUGUAUAUUGUAUUAUUAUGUCCUAAACAAGUGUGUAUUACCGACACGUGUUUCUGAUUGUCUUUUAUAAUUUUGUUUUUGUCAUGACAUGAAUGUACUGUAUGAUAUGAGGACAUUUUUGUAGCUAACAGCCUUGUUUUGUACACUAGAUGGCUCUGAAGCAUUGAAAAUAUUUAUACCGCAAUCCUUGCAGUAGAAAUCUGUGAAGUCGUAAAAGGGGUGAAACAAUAGAUCUGUUUAGAGUGAUGCAUCGAUUAGCAAUGUACACAAACUGAUCCUUGAAAUUGAUGAAACUUAACUGAAAAGUGACACCAAUUCAAGCAGUACUUUAGUACUUAAACUCAAUUAUCAGAUCAUUUUGUCAUGUAGCAUCAUUUUAAAUGCUGAAUAGUAUUAAACUGAUGUCUCACAAACA
Tachysurus fulvidraco (yellow catfish) is the source of this 4534-nucleotide messenger RNA. RefSeq names its product RAS p21 protein activator 4 (gene rasa4). Gene Ontology annotation, molecular function: GTPase activator activity; phospholipid binding. The record is from RefSeq and is a predicted model, not a curated record. The transcript has 21 exons. Gene Ontology annotation, biological process: intracellular signal transduction; regulation of GTPase activity; negative regulation of Ras protein signal transduction. NCBI's taxonomy places the organism in Eukaryota, Metazoa, Chordata, Actinopteri, Siluriformes, Bagridae. The coding region runs from base 590 to 2794 and encodes 734 amino acids.